CCAGAAGCGCUAUUGUCGGGAAAGCGGAGUUGAUCAAUUCAGCACCACAGGUGUGGACAGUGCCACUAGCCUAUACACGGACAGGCAAACGCAAGGCGUAUGGAUGCAGUAGUGGAGAGCCAGACAGACAUUCGCUGUUGUAGAAUGGUACAUGGGACUGAUUAUUGAAUUAAGUUGAGUGGCUAGCUGGGCGCACCCUUAUUUUAAUGACUUCAAGAACUAAUGGCUGAAUACAUCACUCGCCUGCCAUGAGACCAUCCUAAAAGCACAACUUUAUCGAAAACACAACUCUAUCGACAUAUCCUAUGAAAAAUGGGUUCCCUAUCGAUGUGUGCACGCCAUUCAGGGGGUGUGGUGUGAACUCACUCGUUCCCGGUCACGCUGGUGUGUGUGUGUGUGUGGUGAGUGGAGCUCGCGCAGCACAGAGAAAGCGCACUCAAAGCUCGCGCAGGCACCGGAAAGUGGGGAUAUAGUGCGCGGCGGCAUGGCUUCGUCUCACGGGAAAAACGAACACCGGUUCGCCGACUGGAUGGCGAAUUUACCGGAGAGCAUGCACCGCAUCCCGCUUACCAACCUGGCCAUUCCAGGUUCCCAUGACUCCUUCAGUUUCUACAUAGACGAGUCCUCUCCGGUGGGUCCUGAGCAGACUGACGCUGUCCAGAACUUUGUGUCGGUCUUUGGCACGGUGGCCAAGAAGCUGAUGCGUAAAUGGCUGGCCACUCAGACUAUGAACUUCUCCAGCCAGCUGGAGGCCGGCGUCCGCUUCUUUGACCUGCGCAUUUCCACCAAGCCCCGGGACCCAGACAACGAACUCUUCUUCGCUCAUGGCCUCUUCAGCGCCACGGUGAGAGAAGGUCUGGAGCAGAUCAGCUCCUUCCUGUCGGCCCAUGCCAGAGAGGUUGUGUUCCUGGACUUUAACCACUUCUACGGGGUUCAGAACCUGCACCAUGAGAAGUUGGUCUCAAUGCUGAGAGACGUGUUCGGGGAGAAACUCGCCCCCGUCGUCUUCGCUCAGGAGGUGAGUCUCCAGUACAUGUGGGAGAAAGAGUACCAGGUAUUGGUGUUCUACCACAGUCCUAUGGCCCUGGAAGUGCCAUUUCUAUGGCCUGGUCAGAUGAUGCCUGCUCCCUGGGCCAACACCACUGACCCUGAAAAGCUGAUCCAGUUCCUCCAGGCCUCUGUGGCUGACCGCAGGAGGAAGGGAACAUUCUUUGUCUCCCAAGUGGUCCUCACACCUAAGGCCAGCACCGUCAUGAAAGGAGUAGCCAGCGGACUGAGGGAGACCAUUACAGAGAGGGCUCUUCCAAGUAUGAUGCUGUGGAUCCGGGCCCAGAGGCCAGGAGAGAGCGGCAUCAACAUCAUCACAGCUGACUUCGUGGAGCUGGGAGACUUCAUCAGCGCUGUCAUCACGCUCAACUAUCAUAUGGAUGAUGAGGAGGAAAACGCCACCUGAGACUGAAAGACAGGGGGUGCCAAAGAGUUAAGUCGUCAGCUCAGUCUCACUUUCUCUUUGGUGUUCAUUUUCAGGAGAGGCGUUCCUCUGACUUAUUACAUAGGGCUAUCAGAGUUUACAGAGGAAGAGAGAGAGAGAGAGAGGAGGGAGAAGGAGACAUUAAGAUAGGAGGAGAAAGGAAGGUGGAGGUGGAGAUAGGGAGGAUGGACUUUGGCGCUCGUUAAAAGCGCCGAAAGUGAAUGAGAAAUGUUUGGUUUUAUCUGUUUUGGGGGUCAAAAGGGCAAUUGGUUUUUAACGACGCUUCGCUUGGCUUCGCUUCAAAUCUGCUGUAACGAUAACUGCUUCUAUCCUCCAAUCACACAAGCUCGUGUUUCUGGCAUUUCCAUUUCUUAUGAGGCUUAGGCUAGCUUAUUAGCAUAUUCUACAGACAUAAAUGUUGUUCGUAUUUUAGUGACAGUGACGGCCAGCCUACAUCAAAACUCCUUUUCAUUGGUGCCAGUAAUACAUCUGAUUGUCGUCAACCUGAUUAGCAUGUCAACUACUCACCCACGGCUGUAGAACUUACUUUAUGAUGGAUGGAUGGAUGGAUGGAUGGAUGGAUGGAUGGAUGGAUUGGUUGAUUGAUUGAUUGAUGGAUGGAGCUUCCCAAAUAGUUAUUAUAGUUUUUCGGAUCUCUUUCUACAAUUAUUGAUUAUUUUGUCUCUGUAUCAGUCCUGUCACCACAAUGCGUAAAUUGAUAACUUCUCCUUGCAGUGCGUUGAUUUAGCUCCUAGACCACCUGUAACAGCACUUUCCCUAUGUGACAGAUUGCCAGACCGAUUGAUAUUUGUGUGUGUUUUGAUUGAUUGCCUCGCUCGAGUGCCCUCUGUAGCGUAUUGUAGAUCAGUGUUUCCCAACCCUGGUCCUCAAGCUCCCCCAACAGUGCACAUUUGUAUUGUAACCCUGGACAAGCACACCUGAUUCAACUUGUCAACUAAUCAUCAAGUCCUCAAUGAGUUGAAUGAGGUGUGUUUGUCAAGAGCUACAACAAAACUGUGAACUGUUGGGGGUACUUGAGGACUAGGGUUGGGAAACACUGUUGUAGAUGACCAUAAAACAGGUUUAAUUUCAAUGUUUCUCAUAAUGGCUUGAUAUCAUUCUAAUCUCAUGUAGGUGUCUGUUGUACUGAAAUAUUCACCACAAUAUUUGUAUAUAUUUUUUUUUAAUCAUUGAACUUUUCUUCUGUUCAUUUACUUGUAUAGAAUAUAAUAGAAUAGCUAUCUGUUGGUUCACUAUUACUCAUGUGUUUGCCUGCUUAAUUGCAUUCAAUCUAGUAGAAAGAUGUUUCCCUUGCUUUGCUCUGCACCUAUUCAGGACAAACUGUAAAUGCUCAACUCGGAAGAAAAGUUAUAUUUGAAGUGGCACUUGCGGCGUAGUGAGGAAUACAAUAUGAAUCACAUUUUCUUUGCUAAAAUUUGUUUUGCACAUUAUGCAAGAACUUCGCAUAUAUAUAUCAAAAGCUUUGCCUCAUCGUCCCCCCCCACAAAAAAAAAUGUUACGAUUAUUGUUGCAUCUUUUACAGAGAAUGUAUUCUGAGAAAUUGUUAUGUAAACUAAUAUGUUUAUUGUGAACCAAAAAAAGGAGGAAAUGUUACAUUUUGAAUAUGUGAAUGUGUGUCCUGUAUGAAAAUGUGCCAUUUCCAACGUUUUUCAGUGUGUGUGUGUGUGUGUGUGUGUUUUUAUGUAAGAGAGGGACAGACAGACAGACAGACGGACGGACGGACGGACGGACGGACGGACGGACGGACGGACGGACGGAGGGAGGG
This is a messenger RNA of Salvelinus fontinalis (brook trout), 3257 nucleotides long. It is a transcript of the gene plcxd3, whose product is annotated as phosphatidylinositol-specific phospholipase C, X domain containing 3. Gene Ontology annotation, biological process: lipid metabolic process. Gene Ontology annotation, molecular function: phosphoric diester hydrolase activity. The record is from RefSeq and is a predicted model, not a curated record. The transcript is spliced from 6 exons. The coding region runs from base 485 to 1453 and encodes 322 amino acids. Gene Ontology annotation, cellular component: synapse. NCBI's taxonomy places the organism in Eukaryota, Metazoa, Chordata, Actinopteri, Salmoniformes, Salmonidae.